Molecule: messenger RNA, 5960 nt
Organism: Strigops habroptila (Kakapo)
Lineage: Eukaryota; Metazoa; Chordata; Aves; Psittaciformes; Psittacidae
Gene: AKNA
Product: AT-hook transcription factor
Exons: 22
Coding region: 169-3996 (1275 amino acids)
Biological process (GO): epithelial to mesenchymal transition; neuroblast division in subventricular zone; neuroblast delamination
Cellular component (GO): centrosome
Source: RefSeq, a predicted model, not a curated record
GGGGCCGGGGCCGCGGCCGCGAUCGCGAUCGUGGUGCGGAGCCGCCCAGCACCCAGCGCGGAGCGGCGGCCGGGCCCUCCUGCAGGAUGCGGCGGCGAUGAUGUGACCUAUAUUCAUGUAAAGGAUGUCCCCAGCCCGCCGCCGCCGGGCCAUGAAGCAUCGCAAGUGAUGGUGCCGCGGUGCCCGCGGGCCAUGGCCAGCCCAGCACCAUGGCUGCGCUGGACACAAACACAGCUGACGCGCUGGCAGGGAGAGGAGGAGCAGCAGGAGGAGGAGGAGGAGGAGGAGGAAGACGACGGCUUCCAAAGGCAAAUGGACGAGUACGGGGUCAUCGGCCUGGGGGAUGAUGCCGGGAGCCCACUGUGGGGCAAUGGAGAGGACCUGGAGGAGAGGUCCCCGGUGCAGGAGGGUCACUGGCACCCACAGCAGGACCUGGUGGAGGAGGAUGAGGAACAGGGCAGCUCCGGUGGAGAUGAAGGGCCCUGGGGGACAGAGAGUGAUGGAGACCCAUACCCCGAGCUGUCCUAUGAGGGCCAGUGGGGCUCGGGGCUCAGUGGCAGCCCCGAGGUGUUGCGGGACCCCCAGGCUCUCUGCCAGCCCCAUGGCUGCAGCACAGAUGGUGGGGACACCUCGGGGCUGUCAGAUGCCAGCCCUGGCCCUGCCACCCCAUCUCACUGGGGCCUGGGCACGGCUGGGGAUGCUGGUGGGGGGCACAGGCAGAGCUGGAACCCAAAACAGAGCAUCCUGCAGCGUUACUCCACUGAGGAUCAUCACGAUGCCACCAGCACCAAGCCCGUCCCCAAGCCAGCUGGCACCACUGUGCUGGCACCCACCAGGGUCCCCCAGAGCACUGGGGACCCCCCUGCAGCCCGGGUGCCCAAAAAAGCAGCACCCAGGGUACUACCACCCAAGCAGUCCCUGGGCCCGCGGCGGCAGCACGUGGGCAGCAAGAAGGCGAGGAAUCCCUUGGGAAUGGGCACCGGCUCUGACAGCACCCAGUAUGGCCGGGGGCAGCUCAACCACCCCCUGCCCGACCUCUCCAAGGUGGAGGCGCGGGUGAAGGUCACCCAGAGCUACCGGCCACCACGGGGCCGAGCCGUGCCCAGUGCCCCAGGACCCCCCAUCGGCUUCAAGUCCCCGGCCGAGAUCGUCCGGGAGGUGCUGCUGAGCAGUGGGGAGGGGGUCCCCCCAAAGCCCCCCACCGCCGUGGGGCUGCCACAUGAGUUCAGGUCCCCUGAGCAAGCCACCGAGCUGGUGCAGCAGCUCCAGGAUGACUAUCACAAGCUGCUGACCAAGUACGCUGAGGCUGAGAACACCAUUGACCAGCUGCGCCUGGGUGCCAGGGUGAGCCUGUACUCGGACCCGCCGCAGCCCAGCCGCAGCCUGGCCAUGGGCUCCCUGGGCUCCGGCAGCCGGGUGAUGGCCCUCAGCCUGCCACGGGCCGGGACGGCGGCAUUCAGCACAGCCACGGUGCCCUCGCCGGGCGGAGCAGCUCCAGCACCUUCCGAGCAGGGGGGAGCACCCCAACCUUCUUCCAACUCAACACCCAUGGGGGGCUGCCCCACUUGCCUGGGGACCUGCUGCUGCCCUGGGAGCCGGCUGACACUGACCCUGGUGGGGCAGGCCCACAAGCUGCAGGCGCAGGUGGAUUCCUUCGAAGGCUGGAUCCAUGCAGGAAAGCCCACAGCCCAGGAGCAGCUCCAGCGGUUUGGGAAGCUGAAGGAAGCACAGGGUGCUCUGGAGCAGGCGUACCUGGGAGCGCGGCAGCACCUGGGGGCCUUGGGGGACUUCGACCCUGACCGUGCUGUGGAAGGGGAGAUUUUCCACCUGGGAUUGCGCCUGGAGGAGCUGAAGGAGCGGCUGGAGCCUGGGGCCAAGCAGCAGCUCCCCUCGAAGGGCCUGGACCAGCCCCGAUCCCCUCCAGCCCCUUCCCCAUCACCAGCCGCCUGCUGUCCGCACCCCGAGAGCCCCAUGACAACGGAUGGACCACAGGGGACAGCGGGGACCACUGAGGUGGUGACAGAGGGGUUACCUCAACCCCUCUGGCAAAAGCAGCAACAAGUGGAGGAGGAUUUUGGUGACCUGCUGGAGCAGUACAAGCACUUCAAGUCCUUGCCAGAGUCGCUGAGCCUGGAGCAGCUGAGCCUGGCAGCGAGCAGGUCGCAAGAGGAGGCAGAUGGAGCUGCAGCACGGGAUGGGGGCCCCAGCAAGGUCCCCUGCAGGACACGGUCACUAGAGGAGGGGUCGGACCUGGAGACCUCUCCCUUGCACCCUCUGGAGAGAAGAGCAGUGCCACUGUCCCCUAGGGAGCCCCCAUGGCCGGGGGGGGCACAGGGCCACCAGCCCCUCACCGCCACUGAGGAGCCACCAUCUGCAGCCACGACCCGCCUGGGACUCCCUGAGGCACCCCGGGCACCCCUGUCCCGCCAGGUGGGCAACGCUGGCACCCAGCACCGGCCCCACAAGGAGCAGCGCAUUGUGUCACCGGAGACAGACAGUGGCUUCGUGGGCUCGGAGGCCAGCAGAGUGUCACCCCCUGUGCACACCCCCGAGCACCGGUCCCCCAGUACUGGGACCCCCGGCUCACUGGGACCCUCCAUCCCCAUCCCUGCAACCCUCCAUCCUCCAUGGAAGAGAGAGGUGACCCCGCUUCCCUCUGAGACCACGGUGAUGGGCACCACAGGAGGGACCUGCCGGCCCCCCAGCACCCCCUCGCAGAGAAGCUCCCCCCGACACUGGGCUCGGAGCCCGGACAGUGAGGCAGGACACGACCAUGGUGGUGCUGGCACUCACACGGACUCAGAGGCGGAAGGCAGGAGCUGUGCCAGCACCGGUGGCCACCUGGGCACCACCAGGGGCCCAGCCAGCCCCCCAGCGUCCCCCAAAACACCGUCCCCCACCCCGCUGUCCCUCGAUCCACCAUCCAUCCACCUGCAAUCCCUCGACCUGGCUCACUGUGAUCUGCUGGGCUCCCGCUUGGAGCGCGACCAGGCCAUCCGGGAGCUGCAGGAUGAGGUGUGGCGGCUGCGGCUGCGGCUGGAGGAGAGCCUGCGGCAUUCCCACAGCUAUCCCAAGGGAAAAGCCACCCCGCGUGCCACCCUGGGCAGGAGGCAGCCGGUGACCAGUGCAUCAUCGUCCCCCAGGGAUGCAGCACCCGUGGGGGAGCCGGCACCCCCGGUGCGGGGCAGGGUGGCCCCCAGGGUGGCACCCACAAGGAAGGGGAGGUCGGUGUCCCUGCCACGGGACAGGCCGGAGCUGGACCUCACCUCUGAGUCGGACCCCUCUCCCGCUGGACGCCGGGUCAUUCCCUCCCCAUGGAAGAGCCCCGGGAGCCCCCCAGGUGCGGUGACGUUGCAGGGACAGCACACAGGGACGCAGUACCGGGCAGGGAUGCCAAGUGCCACCACAGCACCCCGGGAAGAGCCGCGCACCCCCGAGUGCCCCCGAUGCCACCGGAGCAGGACCCCAUUGGCAGGUCAGGCGGGUGAUGCUGCGAGGCAGCCCCAGCACAGCACCCCGAGGAGGACAUGCUGCCCUGCUUGCCAGGCACCCAUGGGUGCCCCCACAUCUGAUGGAGCCACACACGCAGAGCACGGCCCUGGUGGCACAUCAUUCCCAGGCUCCCACACUGGUCCCCGAGCCCAGAAGCUGGAGCAACCUGGACUUUGGUACUUGGCCAGCCCUGGUGCCAGCCCUGCCGUCGGCUGCCUGGCACCUGUCCCCAUCGUGCCUUAUGCUCCCUCUGUGCUCUACUGCUCCCCAGUGGUACCUACCUCACCCCACGCUGCGGGGCAGUGCAGGGCAGAGCGUGCCCCCCGUUCCCCCACUGCUGGCCCCCGCCGCUGCCUCCCACUGGAGCUGGAGGAGCUGAACUGGUCUCUGAGCAGGGCCGUGGCGGCUGCCCGGAGCGUGAGGGUCACCAGCACCCGCAUGAGCCGGGCGCUGGCAGCCGAGCUGAGCCGGGCGCGGGGCCUGCGCUACUCCUGCCUCUUCUGAGCGUGCUGCAGCACCCCCCUACCCUUGCAGAAGGAGGAGGAGGAGGAUGGUGUCCCCCUUCAUCAGCAUCUCCGCACUGGAUGCUCCCUGCCCUGGGGGCACUGGGACUGGAGGCAUCUCCGUGGGGUCCUGGCUCCCGUCUCCAUCCUGCUUGCCUUAGACCCUCUGCACCACUUUGUCCACUUCCAGGACCAGCCACGCUGCAAGAGUUGAGGCAAGGCAGGGGCAGAGAGACCUGCAGCAUCCCGUGAGACACAGCCCCAGGGGGGUCACACCAUCUCCUGGCACCAAUGGGGCAACCUCCUGUCCCCCAGGGCAGACACCCCCCUGAGCUGAGCACUGCUGGGGCUGCUCUGGCUUUGUGUAGGUCCUACCACAACACAGGUAGAGCCCCUACUGGCAGCUGUGUUUACCUCUAUGCCUGCAUAGGCAGAAAUACAUAUAAUUCCCUAAUUCAAUCCCUUUCCCAGCCUUUAGGCUUCUUUGGGGGGGUCAUGCCCAAGCUUUGACCCGGGUGCCCCCCUCCACCCUCUGCUCUGCCCUUGGACUUGAACCCAGCUGGGUUUUCCUUGGAAAAACUCUUCUUUUUGUGAUUUUAUGUGAAUUUAUUCUCCUUUAAGGUAGCUAGAACCAGCUAAAUCACUCUGUAAGGGUUGAUUGAUGGUGUAUCAUGUGUGUGUAUGUAUAUGUAUCUAUAUAUAGAUACAGCAUAUCUAGAUAUGUAUCUAUAGAUAUAUAGAUGUGUGUCUAUAUGGUAUAUAGAGAUAUGUUUCUAUAUAUAGGUAUAGUAUAUAUAGAUAUGUAUCUGUAGCUAUAGUAUAUAUAGAUAUGCAUCUAUAUAUAGAUACAUAUAUAUAUGUUCUGAUUUUAAUUUCAAGCAUAAUCCUUAGGGCAUUUUUAUGGGGGUUUUUUGGCCGCUCCUGGCUGUGGCCACCCCCUGUGUCAUCCUGACAGAAAAAGAGAAGGAUUUGGGGUGUUCCUUGGGAUUCCCAGGGGAUCAGGGCUGCUAGAGUUAAAAAUCCCCCUGUGGGACCGAGGCAGGGGAAGGAUCCAGCCCUGAGGGGGUCAGCAGGGCACCUGUAUCUCCAGCCUGGUGUUGUAAGGAGUUAAUCAUGGAAUGAUUUGGGUUGAAGGGAGCUUAAAGCUCCUCCAGUUCCAACCCCCUGCCACGGGCAGGGACACCUUCCACUAGAGCAGGUUGCUCCAAGCCCCUGUGUCCAACCUGGCCUUGAACACUGCCAGGGAUGGGGCAGCCACUUCUCUGCCUGUUUUUAGUGAAAGGCUGUGGUUGGAGCAGCCCUUGGAGAGGACACAGCACCUCAGGGUGCUCCUCACCCCACAAACCCCGGGGGGACCCUCGAGCUGCACCCACCAGCACCCCAUGGGUCCAGCCAACCCCUCUGCUCCACCCCAAGCAUCUCAGCCUGCGGGAGCCCCUGGCUGUGUUUAUAGGUAGGACCUACAUGAAGUGCCCAUGUCCGAGCUGUUUGUGGCUGUACAAAGCCCCGCCUUUGGAGGAGGGGGCAUCACUGAUGGCCCCAGUGAGUUACUCAGGUCUAGAGCCUCCCCAAAGCCACCGAGCCCAGACCUUGCAACCAGCCCAGGUGGGCUGGUGAUGGGCUGGGAAUGGGGGGUCCCAAUACUGUGUUUUGAGGCGGGGGGGGGGGGGAGUUGUGACACACAGAGGGGAUUUUAAAGAGGAUUUACGUGUCUUUGGUUGCAUCUGCUUAUCCCUGUGUCUCAAGUGACUCCAGUCCAGCCGGGAAGCACGCAGGGAUCACACAACCAUAUCCAACUAUCCCAAAUGCACCAGCCAGGAGCAAAGAUGAUGUUUUUUUACCAUAUCUCCGAUUUUGUAAGGACAAGCAGAGCCCUUUGGCUGCUAUUUUGUACUAAGAGAAUCACCUAUUUUUGAACAAAAUAAAGGCAGUUGGUUGCUUUGUGGCUUUUCCUUCCUUUCCAAA